Molecule: messenger RNA, 936 nt
Organism: Alligator sinensis (Chinese alligator)
Lineage: Eukaryota; Metazoa; Chordata; Crocodylia; Alligatoridae
Gene: ARV1
Product: ARV1 homolog, fatty acid homeostasis modulator
Exons: 5
Biological process (GO): sterol metabolic process; sphingolipid metabolic process; intracellular sterol transport
Cellular component (GO): cortical endoplasmic reticulum; Golgi apparatus
Source: RefSeq, a predicted model, not a curated record
UACCGGUGCGGAGAGUGCAGCGACGAGGCCCCGGAGCUGUACAGGGACUAUCAGCGCGGGGUGCUGCGCCUCAGCAUUUGCAAAUCCUGCCAGAAACCUGUGGACAAGUAUAUUGAGUAUGACCCUGUUAUCAUCCUGAUUAAUGCCAUUUUAUGCAAAGCACAGGCUUACAGACACAUUCUGUUCAAUACGAAGAUAAAUAUUCAUGGGAAGCUCUGCAUAUUUUGUUUGCUUUGUGAAGCUUAUGUCAGGUGGCUACAGCUACAGGAUUCAAGCCAAAACAUAGAUCCUGAUGACUUAAUCAGAUAUGCCAAGGAAUGGGACUUUUAUAGAAUGUUUGGAAUAGCUUCUUUAGAGCAAACUGCAUUUUUGGUUGGCAUUUUUACUGCCCUAUGGGUAGCCAGGCCUGAGAUGCUGAAAACAAAGUCUGACUUCAUCUUACUUCUGAAAGCCCUGCUGUUGUCUAGUUAUGGAAAACUUCUGCUGAUUCCAGCUGUUAUUUGGGAACAUGACUACACCCCUUUGUGUCUCCAUCUCAUAAAAGUAUUUGUACUGACAUCUAACUCGCAAGCAAUUAGAGUUACAUUGAACUUAAGCCGAAAGUUUGCUUUGUUGGCCAUCCUGAAUGGAUUGCUUUUCGAAAGUGGUGUUGUCUAUUUGUUCCAGAGAACGGGAUUGAAUGUCUGAAAAAGCAGUCCAGCAUCCACUUGCUAAAUCUUCAAUUAUUUUGAAGGUCUAAAUUAAAAUCAACAUGGUUAUCAUUCUCAAAGGAUUACCUUCCUCCAGCAAACCCAAAUCAUUGCUUUCAUAAUGUGAUAAAGAAAAUCGUUGGAUAACAAACAUUUUCAUUGCCAGCAGUUGGCUGGAAACAGUUCUGGAAUUUUUAGUUUUAAUUCCUUACACAAAUACAGCUUUUGUAUGUGCUAAACCAUAAAA